Hyla sarda is the source of this 719-nucleotide messenger RNA. RefSeq names its product ribosomal protein L18a (gene RPL18A). Gene Ontology annotation, biological process: translation. Gene Ontology annotation, molecular function: structural constituent of ribosome. The record is from RefSeq and is a predicted model, not a curated record. Lineage: Eukaryota; Metazoa; Chordata; Amphibia; Anura; Hylidae. Bases 138 to 668 code for a protein of 176 amino acids. Gene Ontology annotation, cellular component: ribosome; cytosolic large ribosomal subunit. The transcript has 5 exons.
UGCUCAGACAGCUAGGCGCGGGUGACGUACAGGUUGUCACGUGUCUCGGUUGACCAAUCCGGGCAGGAUAGCGGGGUGACGUAUCGCGGUGCAGGCCCUGGUACUUCCUUUCCGUCGGCGGCAGGCAUCGAGGCAGCAUGAAGGCGUCCGGCACGCUAAGAGAGUACAAGGUGAUUGGGCGCAGUCUGCCCACAGCCAAGGUGCCAGCUCCACCUCUCUAUCGUAUGAGAAUCUUCGCUACCAACCAUGUGGUGGCAAAGUCUCGGUUCUGGUACUUUGUAUCUCAGCUGAAGAAGAUGAAGAAGGCGUCUGGAGAGAUCGUGUACUGUGGCCAAGUUUUUGAGAAGUCUCCUCUAAAGGUGAAGAACUUUGGCAUCUGGCUGCGUUAUGAUUCCCGUAGUGGAACACACAACAUGUACCGCGAGUACAGAGACCUGACUACCGCUGCUGCAGUGACCCAGUGCUACCGUGAUAUGGGUGCCCGCCAUCGUGCUCGUGCCCAUUCCAUUCAGAUUAUGAAGGUUGAGGUAAUAGCUGCCAACAAGUGUCGCAGACCCGCCAUCAAGCAGUUCCACGACUCCAAGAUCAAGUUCCCUCUGCCACACAGAGUUCUGCGUCGCCAGCACAGGCCCCGCUUUACCACCAAGAGACCAAACACCUUCUACUAAGCAAGGAACUGUACUUGUUCUGUGGUCAAAUAAAAUUUAUUUAGAAACUUC